UGUCAUUCUUUCAUCAGUUGGCAUUGAGAAAAAUCAGUUGUUUAACACAGUAACUCGUAGCAAGCGCUCAUUGGGUGCAAGCAUUCUUGCCGGACGACGGAGAGAGGGAACAGAAAGGUCGCGACAGUUGAAGGUGGAGUAGGGAAUAAUGGUUUGGAAGUAAAAUUUCACGACCAAGUUCAAGAAUGGUACCCGAAGGGUUAAAAAGACACAGGACAUGAGGAGGUCUACAUGGACGUAAAUCCACCAGCAGAAACUUGGAACACACAACUACCAGAUAUAUUUCCGAGUUAAGAAAAAGAUGGAUGUGUAGUCAUGGUCAUGGUAGCACGUCAUUCUACUGGAACAAAGCGCAAUCAGCAACAACAACGGACUGACCAGAACGAGCGUUCACUUUCACCUGAAUUCUUUUCAAUGGCUGAGUCCAUUGCUUGCAAUUGACUACUGUACACACGAAAAUACAUCAUAUUCGGAUGUAAAAACCAAUGAAAAGUGCAGUCCUCGCCAAUGACAGUCGCAACUUUGGCGAUCACUAACAUAAAGGAAGAAAAGUUCGAGAAGACCAACGACAUCCAGGCACAUGGGAAACCACGUUGCACCGACAAAGACACUCUGAGUCUCGACUUGACUGGGUAGUGCGGAUUCCCUAACCGGAUAAGAAACAAAUCCCCGUGUUUGAAGAAGCCUACCAGAACGAGGUGAAGGGCUGUUCCGAACAGCCACAACCAUCAGCAUUUGACUAGCGCCUCAAAACUUGAAGACCGCUCGUGAAAAUCGAGCGUCACAUCCGAAACUGCAAUGCCUCAGAAAGUGUGCACAGAUAAGUGGAAUCAAGGCCUGGCAAGGCCCCACUACAAGAUAAGGCGAGCAAGGACGACGAACAUCAGCAACAUCAGCAACCGCCGCAAGACGCCACAUUCGAAGUGGAGCCAGGGAGCCCAAGCUGCAGAGCGAGACGAGCGUGACGUCAAGGUUUCGAUCCGAUCGAACGGGAGACAAAGGCCAAGAGCCACAGUCACCAUCGCGAUCAGAAACAGUGACAACAGCAAACACCACCACGAAUUUCCUGCGCACAGUCUCCCCCAAAUCAUGCGGAACUUGAAGGUCACCUCGCAGAGUCUCCGUCCGAGGACUUGACUUUCAUUCGAUUUCCAGCCGAUGUGACAUCCAACGGCACACCGCGUGUCUUAAUAUCUACGGCUGAGGUCGUUCACUAUCGACGGCACGCAUUUCUGCAACAAUUGGUCAACAAUUUCCGUGGACAAGCCGGAUGGAUCCGGUAGAAUUUCUCCUCUUGAUUAUUAUCUCCACUGGUCUGUACAGUUUUAUAUACCGAAGUUGUUUGAAAACAAUUUCGGUAUAGUCAAAAUAUCGGAACAGUUGGAUGAUAAUAAUACCUUUCCAUCAGAUCAACUAAGCUGUCAAGAU
Messenger RNA from Marchantia polymorpha subsp. ruderalis, 1428 nucleotides. The record is from the annotation of a GenBank genome assembly. Lineage: Eukaryota; Viridiplantae; Streptophyta; Marchantiopsida; Marchantiales; Marchantiaceae.